CCCCCAAACGCAGCUUUCGUCACUUAUCGCAACCGACGUUCGCCGGAUCGCGCCGUGUGUAAAUAAGCUGGCCAAUAAAACGGCACGACGAUAGAGAGCCACACCGUGGUCUCCGUGCGAGCCAUUGGCUGAGUGAAAAUCAUCAUCAUCAUCAUCACCAGCAGCAGCAGCAGCUACAGCAUCUUCGGCCAACUACACGACGGUCCGUAUCGACGUAUCGACUGAUAACCAACAUCCCCGGGGUCAAUCGGUGCGCUCGGCAGCGCUCUAAUCGCGCCCGUUCAUCAGUACCAUCGCCAUCGGGGUGGAACGUACCCAGCCGCCGGAAGAGUCGGCCAGUGAGCGUGCCGGUUUCAUUCCGUUCGGUCUUCCGUUUCGAUCGCGUUUUUUGCUCUGCUCCGUGUGCUAACCGGUGACCAGGAUGGUGUUAUGUCAUAUUCGUGCGACGGUGCGGUUAGGCAAAUUGGUGGCGCAGGUCGGUCCGCAAUGUUCCGCACUGCGUUCCCGAAUGUUCAGCAUUAGCAGUGUGGCCCUUAAAGAGCGGCUCUUCACGGACAAACAUGAAUGGGUGUCGGUGGACGGUGAGGUGGGCACGGUCGGCAUUUCGAACUUUGCACAGGAGGCACUCGGCGAUGUGGUGUUUGCACAGCUGCCCGAUCCCGGAACCAAAUUAUCGCAGAAGGAUGAAUGCGGUGCGCUCGAAAGUGUGAAGGCAGCGAGCGAAAUUUACUCACCCGUGUCCGGUGAGGUGACAGAGAAGAAUGGAACCGUGGAGGAGACGCCCGGUCUGGUGAACUCGUCCUGUUACGAGAAUGGUUGGCUCUUCAAGCUGAAGCUCACAAAGCCGGACGAGCUGUCGAAGCUGAUGAGCGAAGAGCAGUAUGCGGAAUUUUUGAAAACUGCUGCCCACUAGGCGCGACCGCGGUCCUUUAAGGCGCAUGCAGCGAACGAAAGUGUGCCCGUUUAUUGUUUUACCUACCGUUUAAGUUCUACUGUAAAUGCCAAUGAAUAGUGAGUGUUUGAUUUUGCCAAUAAAGAAAACAUUCUGUGUGUGAGUAAUGAAA
Anopheles stephensi (Asian malaria mosquito) is the source of this 1064-nucleotide messenger RNA. It is a transcript of the gene ppl, whose product is annotated as glycine cleavage system H protein, mitochondrial. Gene Ontology annotation, biological process: protein lipoylation; glycine decarboxylation via glycine cleavage system. Bases 422 to 913 code for a protein of 163 amino acids. The transcript is spliced from 4 exons. Lineage: Eukaryota; Metazoa; Arthropoda; Insecta; Diptera; Culicidae. The record is from RefSeq and is a predicted model, not a curated record. Gene Ontology annotation, cellular component: cytoplasm; glycine cleavage complex; mitochondrion.